UGCAGCCCCCACAUUUGCCGAACUGCCCGCGAUUUAACUCUUGCUUACCUCUAGGUUACUAAACUAUAAGCCUAUCCUUCAACACCACUUUUAUAACUCCUUCAGAGGCCACACAUACAUGUACGCUAUCCUUUGAGUAUCUACGAUAUCGUCUUCUUAUCGCGUAGCUUGUGUUUGUCAAUAUAUUAAUCAAUGGACUUCGUCAACCAUCGCGUGGCCCAAGAGGCUGCUAAGGACCCCUCUGAGAUAUACACCGGUUUCGUCACGCCGCUCAAUAUCAUACUCCUCCUCAUCACCCUGUACACGACAUAUGUACUCUACAAGCCCUCUCCUCCGGUAUCGUUUCCGCGCGAACCGCCCGCCAUCGUCUUCCGGACCUUCACCCCACGCACCCUGCUACCCUUCAACGGACAAGACGGCAAGCCGGUGUACCUAGCAGUACGCGGCCGCGUCUUCGACGUCACGAGCGGUCGUAACUUCUACGGCCCCGGCGGCCCCUACGAGAAUUUUGCCGGUCGCGAUGCUUCGCGCGGCCUUGCGUUCCAUAGCUUCGACGAGGAUAUGCUGACUAAGGAUCUCGAUGGGCCUCUAGAUAAACUCGAGGGCCUUGGACCUGAGGAGUGGGAGAGCUUGCAGGGCUGGGAGGAGAGGUUCAACAGCAAGUACAUGGUUGUUGGAAAACUGGUUGCUGCGGCUGAUGCGUAAAAUGGUCUCGACGAACCUGCGGAGGUUACAUCAGAUAUGAUGAAUUAUGGCAAUGUUAUUGAGCGCUCGGUCUUUUAUUUACAGCUAGUAUUGGCUGGUAUUACUAUCUAUAGGUGGAAAAUAAAGGAUUCUAUCUACGGAAUAUAAAGAUGCUCAAUCGAGUUCAAGCCCAUGUUGAUAUUAGUUUGCUUGAAUUACUUGCACGCCUAGAAAGUUUCAUUGUUAUGAAGUAAGUCUAUCUUGUAAGGUGAUAUUGUCACCAGCCAGCAUUUUCCGACUCGUAUGUAAUAAAAUUCCUUCUUUUGUAAGUAGUUAGUCGUAUUCCAAGUAUAAGUUCCAUAAAUGUGGCUAGAUAGACACCUCACUACAAUGUUAAUGCCUUAGGUGUGCUCGUGGGAUUUUAUUCCUAAGGCUACUACACUGGAAGCUGUCUAUUUCU
Daldinia decipiens is the source of this 1144-nucleotide messenger RNA. Its product is annotated as cytochrome b5. Gene Ontology annotation, cellular component: endomembrane system; membrane. Bases 193 to 705 code for a protein of 170 amino acids. Lineage: Eukaryota; Fungi; Ascomycota; Sordariomycetes; Xylariales; Hypoxylaceae. The record is from RefSeq and is a predicted model, not a curated record. The transcript has 2 exons.